AUGGCUGGCUGGAGCGGAAUUUUCCGCCCGUCUAGGAGACCGGAAAACGUCCCCAGUCCCUUCACCGCGGAGGAUGAAAAGCACGAUACAAUCGAUGUCACUGUUCACGAAUCGAGUGCCGCAUUUCCAGAUGCCACUGGGGCAUCAAAGAUCCAAGCUGCCGAAGCCGUCAGCGGGCGCAAAGGCCGGUAUCUAUUGUAUGCGGGACUGGCGAUGAUGAUGGUCAUUUAUGAAUUAGACAACUCGACCGUGGGGACUUAUCGUAACUUUGCGACAUCUGACUUUGACGCUCUUGCCGAACUGGCCACCUUGAACACUGCAGCGAGCAUUAUUUCCGCCAUCUCCAAGCCCCCAAUCGCCAAGAUCUCCGACGUCCUCGGACGGGGUGAAGCCUAUGUAUUCGCUGUCACAUGCUACGUGGUUUCCUACAUUCUCUGCGCCUCUUCCAAGACCUUCAGCACUUACGCAGGCGGAUACGUCCUCUAUUCGAUCGGGCAGGCUGGCACAUCCUUUUUGAAUGCUACGAUCGUCUCGGAUCUAUCAUCUAUGCGAUGGAGAGGGUUCGCCUAUAAUAUUCUCUACCUCCCAUUUCUCGUCAUUCCUUGGGUGUCCGCGUUCAUUGUGCAGAGCGUCGUGGAUGGCAUUGGCUGGCGUUGGGGGAUUGGCAUGUUCGCCAUACUGAUGCCUUUCGGUGCCAGCUUCAUUAUAACCACCCUCCUCGUCUUCCAGCAGCGGGCGAAGCGGUCAGGUCUCGUACUCAAUGAACAGCUUAAUCUAUAUGGUUUCUUCUCUCGCAUCGACCUAGGUGGCCUGUUCAUUCUAAGCGCCGGCUUCGCUUUGGUUCUGAUCCCUAUUACACUGGCUGCUACCUCUGCUGGCCGUUGGAAGACCCCCUGGGUCGAUGCAUUGAUUGCUGUGGGAGUCGUCAUCCUGGCUUGCCUUUACCCAUAUGAGAAAUACGUUGCCCGGCAUCCUGUGGUGCCUGUGCGCUACUUCCGCAACCUUUCAGUUCUGCUCCCAGUGAUACUGGUAUGCAUCGACAACAUCAGUUUUGGCGCUACCCAUACAUAUUUGUAUGUGUGGUCCGAGGUGUCACAUAACUUUUCGCCACGCAAUGCGCAGUUCCUCUACUAUACGAACGGGGUUAUGCAAGCCCUCGUGGGCAUGGGAACGGGCUUACUGAUGUACCGCCUACGAUCCUACAAGUGGAUUGGCGUCGUCGGAGCGGUCGUUCGCAUGGUGGGAUACGGGGCCAUGGUUCGCCUUCGCACAAACGAAAGCUCUGUGGCCGAGUUGUUCAUCGUGCAACUGGUCCAAGGCAUUGGUAGUGGCAUUAUCGAGACCGUCGGGAUUGUUGCAGCACAGAUCACGGUGUCGCAUGCGGAACUCGCGCAGGUCACAUCGUUGGUCCUGCUGGCCGCGUAUCUGGGCAACGGGAUAGGCUCUGCAAUUGCCGGAGGAAUAUACUCGGGACAGCUGCGACAACAACUGCGGUUACAUCUGGGGUCUGGUGUGAGUGAAUCUACGGUUGAUCGGCUGUACAACUCUAUUACAGGUACUCUCCCAGCAUGGGGGUCAACCGAGCGAACAGCGAUUGACAGAGCUUAUUCAGAUGUGAUGGGGUCGAUAACUAUUGCGGCUCUGGCGUUUUCUGCCCCAAUAGUAAUUUUGUCGCUAUUUUUGCCCAACAAAAAGCUUGGGGACGGACAUAAUCUUGUCCAAGGCCAACAGCCUCCCGACCGCUCUAACUCCACACUGGUGGACGAGAGAAGAACGCAUGGAAGAAAUUUGGAUGUCUAUGAGACAAAAGCGUGA
This is a messenger RNA of Aspergillus vadensis CBS 113365, 1815 nucleotides long. Its product is annotated as putative siderochrome-iron transporter. The coding region runs from base 1 to 1815 and encodes 604 amino acids. The record is from RefSeq and is a predicted model, not a curated record. Gene Ontology annotation, biological process: transmembrane transport. Gene Ontology annotation, molecular function: transmembrane transporter activity. The transcript has 6 exons. NCBI's taxonomy places the organism in Eukaryota, Fungi, Ascomycota, Eurotiomycetes, Eurotiales, Aspergillaceae.